This is a messenger RNA of Gaeumannomyces tritici R3-111a-1, 333 nucleotides long. RefSeq lists its product as hypothetical. Bases 1 to 333 code for a protein of 110 amino acids. The transcript has a single exon. The record is from RefSeq and is a predicted model, not a curated record. NCBI's taxonomy places the organism in Eukaryota, Fungi, Ascomycota, Sordariomycetes, Magnaporthales, Magnaporthaceae.
AUGCUCGACCAAAACAACCUCAACCCAUCCUUCGCACACCUCGCCUGUUCUGCCCUGCCCAAACAACGACCCAAGACCAGGCCAGCAAAGCACACCCACGACGUGCAGCCACACACACCCCUACCCGCUCCUCACGAUACCUCGCCCGUACAUGACCCCAUUCCCGUCUCCGUCUGGGCGCGAGCGGAUUCCCACCCGGACCUUGGUCUUUGGUCACGGUCUCACUCUCCCUCUCCCGGCGCGGCUCGUUCCUCGUCUGCCUCCACUCGCCGUCAUCGCGAAGCCAGCAGCCCCAGCCCCAGCCCCAGCGUCGUCAGCACCGGGGCCGGCUAG